GUGGGUACAGAAUGCAGUGCUCAUAUUCGUGCUUAGUAGAGGCAAAAUGUGAAUGAGGCUGUGGGGUGGCCACUCAUGGAAAGGUCCAAAAAGCACCUCUAGCGGGAGGGGACAGGAAGCCCAAGGGAAAUGGGCCGAGAGCACUAACUCUCUCUCUGGCGCCCAUGCAGCCUUUUUCCGGGGCUGUCUACACUGGCUUCCCUUCUUUUGCUUACAGUUCUGGGAGGUGAUUGGCGAGGAACACGGGAUCGAUGCGGCCGGGAGUGACCGGGGGGCCUCGCCCCUGCAGCUGGAGAGAAUCAGCGUGUACUACAAUGAGGCCUACGGUAAGAAAUAUGUGCCCCGAGCAGUCUUGGUGGACCUGGAACCUGGGACAAUGGACAGCAUUCGAUCGAGCAGAUUAGGAGCCCUCUUUCAACCGGACAGCUUUGUCCACGGUAAGUUUUCCAGAAGGUUCCCACAGGAAGAGAGAAGGAUGCCUCCUAGUGGUGCCCUUGUCACCUUUCUGUCCCCCUGCUUGCUUUUUGCCACAGGGAACUCUGGGGCCGGCAACAACUGGGCGAAGGGCCACUACACCGAGGGCGCGGAGCUGCUGGAGAACGUGCUGGAGGUGGUGAGACAGGAGAGUGAGGGCUGCGACUGCCUGCAGGGCUUCCAGAUCGUCCACUCCCUGGGCGGGGGCACGGGCUCCGGGAUGGGCACCCUGCUUAUGAACAAGAUCAGGGAGGAGUACCCAGACCGGAUCAUGAACUCCUUCAGCGUCAUGCCGUCCCCCAAGGUGUCAGACACGGUGGUGGAGCCCUACAACGCCGUGCUGUCCAUCCACCAGCUGAUUGAGAACGCAGACGCCUGCUUCUGCAUCGACAACGAGGCCCUCUACGACAUCUGCUUCCGCACCCUGAAGCUGACCACGCCCACCUACGGGGACCUCAACCACCUCGUGUCCCUCACCAUGAGCGGGGUCACCACCUCACUGCGGUUCCCUGGCCAGCUCAAUGCGGACCUGCGCAAGCUGGCGGUGAACAUGGUCCCCUUCCCCCGCCUGCACUUCUUCAUGCCCAGCUUUGCCCCGCUCACAGCCCAGGGCAGCCAGCAGUACCGUGCCCUCUCGGUGGCCGAGCUCACCCAGCAGAUGUUUGAUGCCCGCAACAUCAUGGCUGCCUGUGACCCGCGCCGUGGCCGCUACCUGACCGUGGCCUGCAUCUUCCGGGGCAAGAUGUCCACCAAGGAAGUGGACCAACAGCUGCUCUCUGUGCAGACCAGGCACAGCAGCUGCUUCGUGGAGUGGAUUCCCAACAACGUCAAGGUGGCUGUCUGCGACAUCCCCCCUCGGGGGCUGAGCAUGGCGGCCACCUUUAUCGGCAACAACACUGCCAUCCAGGAGCUCUUCGGCAGGGUCUCUGGCCAUUUCUCAGCCAUGUUCAAAAGGAGAGCUUUUGUGCACUGGUACACCAGCGAAGGGAUGGACAUCAACGAAUUUGGGGAAGCUGAAAGUAAUAUCCAUGACUUGAUCUCCGAGUACCAACAAUUUCAAGAUGCCAAAGCAGUUCUAGAGAAUGAAGAGGUUGUGGAAGAGGCAGAGAUGGGACUGGAAGAUGAGAAACACUGACCAUGAGAAGCUGUGUGGUGGGGUCGCUUACAGCACAGGUUCCCGCGGUGCUUUUCCCGCAGUACUCCAAAGCCUGUCUGCACGGCAGUGCAGUGAAUAAUACGCACUUAGCAUCAGCUUGCCACAGGCACAGUGGGAGGGGGUGGGGGAAGCAGCUGAUUGGCAUUAGGGUCUUCUGCUUGACACUAACCUUGACGAGUUCGAAUUCGAUGCACACUCAUUACCUUUUCCUUUUUAAUAGUGACGUGAAUUUACUGUCAAGCACUCCCUUUGUUUUAAAGUGUUUCCUGGGUAUUUACUGUGUGCAGAACCCUGUGCCAGGCAGGCAGACCACACGUGUGGAUUUGCAGGGGGCCACCACAGUUGACAUUAAUUUUUGAACUUUAACAGCACUGAAAAGUGCCCUGGAAUCCUUACUUGGCAUCCUGGGGCUGUCAGGACUCUUACCUUAGAUUCUCUUGUCUUAACAAACACGGCCCAGCACCCUGCUGCCUUCCUGUGCUUGCCCGCCUCUGUGCAAGCAACUAGAGAGCGGGGGUGAGACAGCCACAGUAAACUUGCGUCAACAUCCACUAGGAAACCGUGUAGCCCUUGUGUACAACUCAACACACUAACCAGAAAAGGAAAGAGGGGGAAAAGAAAAGUUAGUCAGUCCUCUCCACGAAAACACCUGG
Messenger RNA from Propithecus coquereli (Coquerel's sifaka), 2283 nucleotides. It is a transcript of the gene TUBB1, whose product is annotated as tubulin, beta 1 class VI. The record is from RefSeq and is a predicted model, not a curated record. Gene Ontology annotation, molecular function: structural constituent of cytoskeleton; GTP binding; GTPase activity. Lineage: Eukaryota; Metazoa; Chordata; Mammalia; Primates; Indriidae. Gene Ontology annotation, biological process: mitotic cell cycle; microtubule cytoskeleton organization. The coding region runs from base 53 to 1609 and encodes 518 amino acids. The transcript is spliced from 2 exons. Gene Ontology annotation, cellular component: microtubule; cytoplasm.